Molecule: messenger RNA, 3797 nt
Organism: Somion occarium
Lineage: Eukaryota; Fungi; Basidiomycota; Agaricomycetes; Polyporales; Cerrenaceae
Source: the annotation of a GenBank genome assembly
AUUAAGAGAUCGCGUUCAAAUUCAUCCAUCCUUCACAUAGAGUUCUCAUUCUAAACUUACUACUUACCAGGAGGCGACAUGGACGAUGAACAGAAUGAAGGAAGACUGUAUAGAGGCUUUGAGCGAUAUCAAGAGUUCGUCGAGACCCAGAAUGCCUUCCUGUUCUUGCAGUCUUCCCAAAACCUGGAUGAUUCUACUAAAGAGUUGGGACUAUUAACCAAGCUAUCGAUGAUCUUGGAUGAAUACCAAGAGCAAUCAUAUCUUUUAGAUCCAUAUCUUGAGCAACUAGUAGCUCCCGUCGUAGAUCAGUUGAACGUCCACGCUCAAAGGCUUCAACCACUCAGCGGUGACUCUUCACAAGGAUUCAAGGUCGGUCGCCUUGCUACUUUGAUGUACUAUUACAUCAAGUUCCGCGGGUACAAGACGAUCACCAGGUUCUUUCCUCACGAAAUAACAGACUUGUCUGUUGCGCUUAAUUAUCUUCUCCUUCCUGGCGGUCUCCCUCAAGAUCCCGCACAGUGGCCGUUGCGCUAUGUCAUGCUGCUUUGGCUUUCUCUCAUUUGCAUGCUUCCUUUUGACCUGGCUCAGUUCGAUGAACGCGGCAGUGUUGGUCAUACUGCUUCGCAGAUCGAGACAGUAGGAAAAUCCCACUUGAACAAAGCCGGUAUUGAACGCGAUGCUGCAGCCAUUCUACUUGCGCGACUUUACUUGCGCAAGGACAUGCACACCUCACUACCUGCCUUCCUGGACUGGUGCUAUCAGGUUAUCCGCAACCCCGCUGAACCAUUCUCAGCGAUUGGUUGCACUCGGGUGCUCUGUGAAGUCACCAAAGCAGGUUCUGCUGACCUUGUACAAGCAAACUAUAUAGCUCUGCUGGACAUAACCCGAUCGAUAUCUGAGCAUCCUACGCUCCUCAAUAAUACCAUCAUGCGAAAGCUGAGGACGAAACUUCUCUCUCGGAUCGCUGUGCGUCUUCUUCCUUCAACCGGCCCUAGAACUCGCCGAAAAGGUCCUCUUCUUUCUGGGGACGAUGAACAAGCCAGUCCGAGUUGCCAUGAAGAAAUCGAUAUAGAUGUUCCCGAGCAGGUAGAAGAGAUCAUUGAAGAAUUAUUCCAGGCCUUACAAGACAAGGAUACUGUUGUACGGUAUUCUUCGUCAAAAGGCAUAGCUAGGAUAGCCGAACGUCUCCCCAAGGAUUUUGUGGAGCAAAUUCUUGACAAUGUUCUCCAGUCGUUUUCCAUUCACUCUAUCGGCAUGGCCCGUAUGUAUGAAAUGCCGGCGAUCGCUGAAGCAACCUGGCAUGGUGCAUGUCUUGCAUGUGCAGAGAUGGCGAGACGAAGUCUAGUCCCGGACAGCAGGCUCUCAGAGCUCUUCGAAUGGAUGAGUAAAGCCCUGUAUUUCGACAUUCGACAAGGUGCUCAUUCUAUUGGAUCGAAUGUGCGGGAUGCUACGUGUUAUGUCCUGUGGUCACUAGCCAGGGCCCAAAGUGUCGAUGCGCUCGCGCCUCUAGCAGAGCCGCUAGCUCAACAACUCGUGACCGCGGCUUGUUUCGACAGGGAAGUCCAUAUACGCAGAGCUGCCAGUGCCGCUUUCCAGGAAUAUGUUGGACGAACUGGACUCUUCCCCCAUGGCAUCGACAUAAUUCGGAAGACCGAUUUUUACGCCGUGGGCACGAGACGACACGCAUUUCUAGUUGCCGCAUCGGAGGUCGCAGAACACGUUGAAUAUCGCUCGUCACUUCUCGAGCACCUGAUCUCGGUGACGAUACGUCAUUGGGACCCCGCAAUGCGAGAACUCGGUGCAAAGUCAAUCUGCGAAAUUUCCAAACUCGAUACGUCAAGUCUGGUAUUGAAAUGUUCUGAACGGGUGUCCGAGUACCUAACGUUCCCGGACGUUGGCGAUAUACAUGGCGCGCUAUUAACUCUGGCGGAAUUGGCUGCUACCUGUCACGAUAUACCGGAACUGGUUGAGGUCCGCCGACAGAUCUUCUCGUACAUUUCUCGCGUCCCGUCCAAUAUCGUACAAUCUCCUCGUCACGAGCUCGUUACUGCAGCCGCCUGUCAACUGAUAGCAAACAGCGUGUCCGUUUCGGAACUCAAGGCACGACAGACAGCGUCAGUACCAGAAUGGCGGAAGAUCACAGAUUUCGCUUUAAAGAGUAGGAGCCCUACCGUUCAGGAAGCAGCUGCAGACGCCAUGGCGGCCUUGAGCAAAUUGAUCGAUUGUUCACCAGUGGUUCAAAGGUUGAUUCGAGACGCGAAACCGACAUCACCACCAGUCCAACAAAGCUUAUGCCGGAUACUCGGUGUUUUGGAUUACAACGCUCAUCCUCAUGGCUUGAUGCAAGCUGUGGAACAUCUUCUUGCCAGCGUCGAUUCCAAGGCUCCAACAUUCAUCUCUAACGUUGAAGCUAGGAAGAAUGCCUGCGCUUCUAUACCGCUGAUACUUGCAAACGUACUCCCCAACAUAUCCGACCAUAUAUCUCCUGACCUCUCACGCCGCAUGUAUGGCGCUUUACAAGCUGGCCUUGCAGAUUAUACUAUGGACGAAAGAGGCGACGUGGGCUCGUGGAUACGAAUGGUCUGCAUCAAGGGUCUAGCCGAUGUUGCGGAACUAUUUCUGACCAAUGCUCCGAGAAUACCCAAUUUCGCGGACUACUUGCCUGCUAAGGAUUAUCAGCGGGCGGUGGGUGGUAUCCUGAAGCAAGGUGUAGAGAGGUUGGAUAAUGUCAGGCAACAAGCUGGUCACCACUUUUUGCGGCUAUUGGUGUUACACUUACCCGAUGUGCCCGAUAUUGCGCAAUGGAGGAUUCAUGGUGAGUCUUUUAUGAAAGAACUUUUCCUAAGUGGCGACGACACUGUGGGAUGGAACGAAGGCGCCUGGAUUUAUCCCAAAGCUGUGCAACUGUUAGAUAUUCCUGCAUAUCGCGAAUCACUCCUGGCUGGUUUGGUCCUCAGUGCAAGCAGCAGGACUGACAGCACGCAACGGCCGGUGUCCUCAAGUUUGGUCAACUAUGCCAAGACGCUGGCUGUCUCUAAUGAUGAUCCAACAAAGUACAGCCUGCGAGGCCUUGUGGGCGACCUUAUUGCGCCGGCCAGCAGGAACCUUCUAUCAAACGCAAUUGUGAUCCCUGCCUUGCAAACGUUCAAUGUGCUUCUAGAAGCAGAUGCACUGGAACCAUUGUAUGAAGACGAGCAGGGUUUGGCGAGUUUGCGUUCACUACUAUUGGCGGCAACCAAGAACGCCGCGCGUAUCAAGAAUGUCCAGAGAAUUUUGUUGUCAAUGAGGAUUGUCGUCAACCUUCUGCCAGUUCCAACUUUACGCCUUCAAUGUGUUGUGCAAUUACCCAUCUUCUUGGCACACCAAUAUCCGAAGGUCAGAGGUGAUACGGCUGAAUACCUUUACCUUGUCCUUCAAAGCAAAGACCUGGGGCUGGAGACGGAUGAAGUAGAAGACAUUCUAUUAGAAACUGCAUGGACUUCGAGUGAUAUCUCUGAGGCACGGGAUGCUGCUCAGCAAUGUACGAAAGUCCUGAAAGAUUCAAUUUCCUGACGUACACAUGUCACGAUGACAUGUAUCAUACAGUGACGUAAAUCUACUGCCGAUUUUUAUUUCUUUGCGCUGUAUAUCCUCGAGAGGCUAGCUAUCUGGGAAGAAAAUCAGACAUACCGUGAGAAAGUGUGAACCAAGUCAAUUACUGUAUUAGGCGGUGUGCACCGAAUGUAGGAUUGGUGUGCGGUCAUUGCCUAGCAGCGGCAGGCUUCGCUGUGUUUAUUCUACAUCUCAUUUGUUUCUUC